AGUCACUACUGUAGUCCCUCGGUGGCACGGCCGGAGUAUGAAGUCGGACACGGCGAAUAUAAUUAGAGCGGCCGGGCCCGGACUUGGCUCACGAGAAUACGGGGAUACGUGCAGCCUCACCUCAUCAGGCGCAAUGGUCGGCAAGUACCCCGGACCGAUCCGCAACGAUAAAUGCCCGCGGGGAUCAAUCUUCUGGGUCUUCUUUCCCCACCACAGUCUGCCACUCUCUCCAUCUGCACAAUGCCUGCCCCAUACGACCUUACUGGACGCACCGCCAUCAUCACUGGCUCCUCGAGCGGGAACGGCCGUGCGAUUGCCAUUGCCCUCGCCGAGGCUGGAGUGAAUAUCGUGGGAGUCGAUUUAAACCCCCACCAGCCAAAGGGCUUCGAGGAGGAUCAGCCUCAGACGAUUGACCUCGUCCGUGACAUCUACAAGGUCCAGUCUGCCUUUGUCCAGGGCGACGCUGCAAAGGAGGAGACAUGGGAAAAGGUGGUUGCGGCUGCGCUCCAGCUCAACGGUCGCAUCGACAUUCUCGUCAACAAUGCCGGUAUUCUUGGGAAAGUGGGACCACUCCACGAGUGCACCCUUGCACAGUGGAACCGGAUCAUGGACGUAAACCUGACCGCCGUCUUCCUUGGCGUCAAAGCCGUGAUGCCCACUAUGCUCGCACAAGAGGCGCGUCCGGGAAGCACUCGCGGCACGGUGAUCACCAUUGCCUCCAACGCAGCUCACCACGGUGCGCCUGACAAGGCGCCGUACUGCACCACCAAAGGUGCUCUCGUGUCGCUCAACAAGGCCCUUGCCGUCGACUACGGGCGUCAAGGAAUCAAGAGCAUCACAGUCUCGCCAGGAAUCAUCGCCACCGCACUUAAUGCCCAGGAACUUGCGGACCCAAGCAAGUGCGUCAACUACCGCUCGCAAACGCCCUGGCCCCGCUUCGGACGUGUCGACGAGGUCGGCUCCGCUGUACUCUUUUUCGCCUCAGACGCCUCAGACUACUGCAACGGAACCGACUUCAACAUGGAUGCUGGAUACAUUGUCGCUUGA
This is a messenger RNA of Acaromyces ingoldii, 1047 nucleotides long. RefSeq names its product NAD(P)-binding protein. Lineage: Eukaryota; Fungi; Basidiomycota; Exobasidiomycetes; Exobasidiales; Cryptobasidiaceae. The transcript is spliced from 6 exons. Gene Ontology annotation, molecular function: oxidoreductase activity, acting on the CH-OH group of donors, NAD or NADP as acceptor. The coding region runs from base 172 to 1047 and encodes 291 amino acids. The record is from RefSeq and is a predicted model, not a curated record.